AUGUCAGAGAUUACAUUAGGAAGAUAUAUUUUCGAAAGAUUACACCAGUUGAAAAUCGACACGAUUUUCGGUUUACCCGGUGACUUUAACUUAUCCUUGCUAGACAAGAUUUACGAAAUCGAAGGCAUGAGAUGGGCAGGUAACGCCAACGAGUUGAAUGCCGGCUAUGCGGCCGACGGAUACGCUCGAGUCAAGGGCAUAUCAGCCGUGGUUUCAACUUUUGGAGUUGGCGAAUUAUCAUUGACCAAUGCCAUUGCUGGUUCAUUUGCCGAACACUGUGCCGUCUUGAAUAUUGUUGGAUUACCAUCGGUCAAUGCUCAAGCCAAACAAUUGUUGUUGCACCAUACCUUGGGUAACGGUGACUUCACUGUUUUCCACAGAAUGUUCAAGAACAUUAGUCAAACCAGUGCCUUCAUUGCCGAUAUCAAUACAGCACCACAGGAAAUUGACAGAUGCAUUAGAGACGCGUACAUUUAUCAACGUCCCGUUUACGUGGGCUUACCUUCAAACUUGGUCGACUUGUUGGUGCCAAGUUCCCUCUUGGAAACCCCCAUUGAACUAAGUCUUAAGCCAAAUGACCCAGAGGCCCAAGAAGAAGUUAUUGAAACGGUUGAGAAACUCAUCAAAGAAGCGCAUAACCCAAUCAUCCUCGUUGAUGCGUGCGCCUCGAGGCACAACUGUAAGCGUGAAGUUGCCAAAUUGGUUGACAUUACCCAGUUCCCAGUGUUCACCACCCCCAUGGGCAAAUCAGGAAUCAACGAGUCGCAUCCAAGAUUCGGUGGUGUUUACGUGGGCUCAUUAUCACGACCCGACGUUAAAGCCUUUGUUGAAAAUGCAGAUUUGGUCUUGUCCAUCGGGGCGUUAUUAUCCGACUUUAACACUGGCUCGUUUUCGUAUGGCUACAAGACCAAAAACGUGGUUGAAUUCCAUUCGGACUAUACCAAAAUUAGACAAGCUACAUUCCCAGGAGUGCAAAUGAAAGAGGCCCUCAAUAAGCUCCUUGAAACCGUGGAAAAUGCCGUUGGUCCAAACUAUAUCCCAGCGCCAGUGCCACAACAAAAACUCAUCAAUUCUCCUGCGGCACCAGAUGCGCUACUUACUCAAGAGUACCUUUGGACCAAAGUCAGCUCCUGGUUCAAAGAAGGCGACAUUAUAAUCACCGAAACAGGAACAUCGGCAUUUGGAAUUGUGCAAUCUCGUUUCCCCAACAACACCAUUGGAAUAUCGCAAGUCCUUUGGGGCUCAAUCGGUUACACGGUAGGGGCUACAUGCGGUGCUGCGAUGGCAGCUCAAGAAAUAGACCCAAGCAAGCGUGUUGUCUUGUUUGUGGGUGAUGGUUCGUUGCAACUUACCGUUCAAGAGAUUUCGACCUUGUGCAAAUGGGAAUGCAACAAUACAUACUUGUACGUGCUUAAUAACGACGGGUACACGAUCGAAAGAUUGAUCCACGGGCAAAACGCAGGGUAUAACGAUAUACAACCUUGGAAUAAUUUGCAGCUCUUGCCCUUGUUCAAUGCAAAGGACUACGAGUGUAUCAGAGUGGCCACAGUGGGUGAGUUGAAUGAAUUGUUUGCCAAUCCAGCUUUUGCUGUACCAGACAAGAUUAGAAUGAUAGAAGUCAUGUUGGCUAGAAUGGAUGCUCCUGCUAAUUUGGUUGCUCAAGCCAAACUAUCGGAAAGAACCAACGCUCAAAUGUAG
Messenger RNA from Lodderomyces beijingensis, 1698 nucleotides. The record is from the annotation of a GenBank genome assembly. NCBI's taxonomy places the organism in Eukaryota, Fungi, Ascomycota, Pichiomycetes, Serinales, Debaryomycetaceae.